Messenger RNA from Caenorhabditis remanei, 291 nucleotides. RefSeq lists its product as uncharacterized. The record is from RefSeq and is a predicted model, not a curated record. The coding region runs from base 1 to 291 and encodes 96 amino acids. NCBI's taxonomy places the organism in Eukaryota, Metazoa, Nematoda, Chromadorea, Rhabditida, Rhabditidae. The transcript is spliced from 4 exons.
AUGUACAUUUUCAGAAGAAAAACUAGUUAUUCAUUGCUUAGAAUAUGCCUACUGCUAUUGCUGAUAGAGACAUGUCUUGCUCAGUUAUUUGCAAAAAGUGAACCGUGUAAAGAUGUCAAUGGUGUUGAAUUGAAUUGUCCACACAACUUCAUCUACUAUUUCGAGUGUUGUGCAAAUGAGUGUUGCCUAAGGACGCAGGUCCUCCCAGCUAUUCUAAUCGGUAUCGCUGCCGUCAUCAUGACAUGUUUCUGUUUGGUUUCUUGUGUAGCUUACUGUUGUUGUGGUGAAUAA